This is a messenger RNA of Coniophora puteana RWD-64-598 SS2, 2717 nucleotides long. RefSeq names its product WD40 repeat-like protein. The record is from RefSeq and is a predicted model, not a curated record. NCBI's taxonomy places the organism in Eukaryota, Fungi, Basidiomycota, Agaricomycetes, Boletales, Coniophoraceae. The transcript is spliced from 7 exons. Gene Ontology annotation, molecular function: protein binding. The coding region runs from base 6 to 2444 and encodes 812 amino acids.
CCCAAAUGUCAUCCUCAGACACAUCUUCGGAUUCCGAAGGUAGCACUGGCACCCCCAAACCCUUUCAUGGACACACUGAUACGGUGUACGGAGUGGCUUAUUCUCCUGACGGUGCCCGGAUUGCGUCGGCCUCUACUGAUCAGACAGUACGGAUCUGGGACUCGCACACCGGCAUGCAGAUCGGAAAGCCUCUGAAAGGUCACAAGGAGCCGAUCGUUGGAGUUGCAUUCUCCCCCGAUGGGCAGAGGAUCGCGAGCGGCUCUUUCGAUAACACAGUUCGUGUCUGGGACGUUUUAACCCAGGAGCUGGUUUUGGACCCGCUCAAAGGCCACACUAAGGUUAUAUGGUCCGUGCAGUAUUCUCCUGAUGGACACUUCAUCGUCAGCGCAUCAGACGAUGGGUCCGCACGGCUAUGGGACACACGCACCGGCGAAUGUACUGUCAUCCUAGAACAUUCGCACAGACUUGAUGUCGCAUCAUUUUCGCCCUGCGGCAAACGUGUCGCAACUACCUGCGGCGACAACCUCGUACGCGUGUGGGACGUGGAUUCACGAAGCCUCGUCUUUCCCCCUCUCGCGGCCCACAAGGAGCAGCCGUGGGAGGUUAUCUUUUCCCCAGAUGGACGGCUGCUAGCGAGCAGUAGUAGAGAUUGCACCAUCUGUCUGUGGAACGCGCAGACUGGUAAACCUCACAAGGCGCCGUUGAAAGGGCAUAAACUUGGCGUCUCAGGUCUUGCGUUUACCCCCGACGGGCUGAUGCUGAUUAGUUCGUCACGCGACAGAAGUGUACGCGCCUGGGAUCCAAUGUCAGGCGAGUGUCUGUGGGGUCCGGUGUAUAGCGACGGAAUGCACGUGCGCAUCUCAAUCUCUCCGACGGAACCUUUGGUCGUCUGUGCGGGAGGUUCUAGCAUGUACAUUCGAGACACCGUCUCGGGUAAACGUGUUCUUCCCGAAGGUACCGAUUCAAAGCCCUCCAAAGGUCAACUAAUGGCCACGCUUGAGGGACCCAGGUCUCUGGCAUGGUUUCCCGACGGUAUUCAUUUCACAGUUGCAGGAUUCGACUAUGCUAUCAAAACGUGGAACGCGAAAAAGGGCGGAGAACCUGUCAACGUGUUUGCCUAUCACACAGGCACCGUCACUUCCAUUGACAUAUCUUUCGAUGGCUCGAUGGUAGUCAGCAGCUCUGAGGACCAUACAAUUCGUCUAUGGAAUAUCAACGACAAAGCGCCUGCCAUGGAUCCUAUCAAGGUAGUUAAUAAAGAAGUCACGGCCGUCAAGUUUACACGCGAUGCAUCCCGUUUCAUUAGUGCAAACGACGACGGUACUAUAUGUGUGUGGGAUACACGGAACGGCAGCUUGCUUCGCGUUAUCGAAGGUCAUGAUGGUUUUGUCACGUCUCUCAGUGUAUCUCCCGAUGGCUCAAAGCUCGCAAGCGGUUCAAGGGACGAUACGGUGCGCGUUUGGGAUUUGCAGACAGGCACUCUGAUAGCGGGCCCGUAUCAACACGACUACUAUGUGCAGUCGGUUUGCUGGUCCCCAGAUGGAUCAUACGUUCUCAGCGGUUCCGGGGAUGGGUCCGCACGAGUUUGGAGCACAGUUAGCGGAGAGCAAGUUUUCCGGGUCGAGCACGACAGCUGGGUAAACUGCGUGCAGUACGCGCCUAAUGGGGAAACCUUCUUAAGCGCUUCAGACGACAAGAAAGUUCGCAUUUGGAAAGCGAAUACCGGUCAGCUUCUUCGGUCUCUUGAACACGAAAGCUUGGUUUCUGUAGCUGCGUUCUCGAAGGAUGGCAAACGGAUCGCAAGCGGGACCGACGAAGGAUAUAUCAGAGUUUGGGAUAUAGUAAGUGGGAAACUACUUUUGGGAAAAGGGUCCUCGGGCGAUAACGAAGACGAAGAAUCUGUCAACGAGGUAGAAAGAGGGGUACGGCAUGAACGAAGGGUGUCGGAAGAAAGCUUCAUGAAUCGUCCUGCGACUCUUCGAAGACAAGGACAGCCUUACGAGAACACACGUCCGACAGGCGCUCGACGUGAGGGCACCGCCCAACAUCGCCAGACAACACAAUCAUACCCUCUUUCCGAUCCUGACGGUCGCGGGCCGUUCAAGAGCUUCUUUGCAUCGAUCGGCAGUCGGCACGCCCAAGGUCAAAGCCAACGCUCGAGAGGUAACACAAACUUGUUUCCUCUACGUCGCAUCAUGCUUGUUUCCACGGCCCGAGCUAAAGAGCGUCUUGCUGGUGCGUUAGAACGGAGAAGGAAUCGGAACGGCAAGGGUACAGAAUCGGAGAGCGAAGAAGAUGAAGACGUUGACGCGACGUCUACUCCGGAGGGCGCCCAAGAUGGAUUAUCACGCGUUCCACCUUCCGGCACCGUCUAUCCCCCUGUGAAUGCACAAUCCCAUGACGAAGUGAACACUUGUUUCUGCAUUCCUUUCAAGGCCAGGUAGACAUACAAAUAUCGGCGAAUUUGGCGAGAAAAUGUAUGUCCGCAGUAGAGACGUUGUCAGGAACAAAUCAAAUGAGCACACAUUAUCUCACCAUCAAAUUCUAUCAGCCACAUGGAGGCUAGUUAUUCUGACUAGUUGCCGUGCAUCAACACUGCCGAGGCAAGGUCAUUGGACUGUUCAAGUCAUCAGGCCAUCACGCGCACGCACCGCAUUGCACAGGAAGUAGCGCCUCCCUUAUAGCCUUUCACUCUCCCAUUUUAUUCCUUUAGAAAC